AUGGGAACAACUAAAAGUGCUCCUGAAAAAUCCUCAGUUGAAGCCCUUUGUCAGCAAAUAAUGCUCAACAAAGCUGAAUCUCAAUCCGGGCUUUCUAUGACCAAACUUAUCCAUCAAUCCCUCACCAGGGUCCUUCGAGAUAUGAAUAACCCAGAAAAACGCAAAAACACAAUCCAAGAGCUCAGCGGUGUCAAAGGCAUCCCCGCACUAAUUGCUUGUUUAAACACAAAAAUACCUGGUGAAGAGCAAGGCAACAUAAUACAAAGUGAAUCCAUAAAAAUCUUUUAUGAAUUGAUGAUGGACGACAAAGGGAAAUUUGACAUGCUUUUUUCUCACGAUAUCAUACAUGUAGUAAAUCAUCUGGCGUUAUCAAAUACUAAAGAAUUUAUAUCAACACCUAUACGAAUAAUGGUAAAAUGCACAGAAGAUAAAAGCUACUCGGAGAAACUGGAAGCUGUGAACCCUUUAUAUACAUUUAAUGCAGUGCUAGCGGCAACUAUUGUAGAUACACAAACUAACUCCCCCCCCUUUAAAUUGAAACAAAAAAUUUUGUUUCAAUUUAAAGGGGGUUUAAGAAAAUUUUUUUAUAAAAAAAUUUAUAUAUAAAAAUUUUUUCAGAGAUAAAAUUUUAUAGAAAAUAAAUUAUAUAAAUUUAAAGAGACAAUAAAUUGAGUAAAUUAUAUUUAUAACAAUUGGACAAAAUAGAGUUUAAUUUCUAAAUCUUAUAUGUUUGAAGCAUAUUAAAUAGGGUAUUAACGUAUUUACAUAUAAAAUAAUGAUUUUUACCUAUAAAAUUUUCUAUUAUAAUAAAAUUCUGUUUCAGUUUAAAGGGGGGUAAUUUCCCAAAAAAGUAGGAAUUUUACCUAUAUUUUGUUUCAAUUUAAAGGGAGGGGGAGUAAGAUAGAAGUACUGAUAGGGAUUAAAAACUUGGCUACGAAAUUCAAAAAAGAAUUCUUAACCAGAGGAAUUGUAGCGACUUUAUCAGGGAUCAUGCUUACUCCUAUCAACCCUAUAGCUAAUGUUUUAUAAAAAUAAUUGUCAAUUUUCCUUUGGUCUUCACAAUAAAACCCGUGUUUUAUAAAUUGCCAGUUUUUUCGUAUCAAAUUUAUUAAUAACCCUUAGUUAGUGAAAAAUUACCUACUGAAAACAUGGUCAGGCUUGUACUAUCCUGCAUUGCAAUCAUAAUUGAUGAAAAAAACAUUUGCACUAGAUUUAUCGAAGAAGACGUCAUCGAUAAAAUUAGACUCUUUUUGACAAGUAAAAGUCCUGAUAUUCUAUGCUCCGCCACCCAGUGUUUCCAGAUUAUGUGUAACUUCGAAAAUGGUAGAGAAGAAAUCACCAAAGCCGAUUUAAUAUGUCUCAGAGAAAUUUCUACAAGUAAAGACGAGGUUUCUUCUAUCUCAGCAAAAGCCGCUCUAUUGAUUUUAUGUCUAAACGAAGAAAAGCUGGCUUACUUCAAAAAGCACGGCUGGCUAAAUGAUAUUUUUUCUGGCUUUAAAGAUAUGAAAAAUAAUAGCGGGAAGUUUCAAAUUGUGAAUAUAGAAAUUGCCCGAGGAUGGCGCUAUAUCUUGCGCCAUACUCGGGCAAUUCAAAAAAUGGCCCCAUACGGGAAUCGAACCCACGUGUGGGGCCAUUUUUGGUACGUGUAAGUCGAUGUUUUACACAUACCAAAAAUGGCCCCACACGUGGGUUCAAAUUCCCGUGUGGGGCCGGCUUUUUGAAUUGCCCGAGUAUGGCGCAAGAUAGCGCCAUCCUCGGGAAAUUUCUAUACCUUGAAACAGCUGUCUAAAGACUGCUUAAAAUAUACUUUAUAUGACCUUUACCAUUCUUUAAUAGAUCCCCUGCUCAUUCUUGUACAAGAUUCCAGUGUUGUUGUGCAAAAUAGAGCAUUAAGUAUAUUAUUAAAAUUGGUUAUCAGAGGAGAUGUCCAAACUGAGCUAGGCAAAACAAACUCCUCAAAAAUUCUUUUACAAAUUUACCCAAGAUUGAGGAGCAUUAAAGAAAAAUCAGCUUGCAUAUUAAUUUUGGCAUUAAUUAGUAACAAUUAUUUACCUUUGUUACAAGAUAUUAAUUACGCUGAGUUUUUUAUAGGGAAAGCUAACCAAUCUCGUGAAGAGAUCGCUAGGGAGUGUGGAAUUUCUAAGCCCAGCACGUCACAGUUAGAAAUUAUUGAAGAAAUUGUAUUAUGUUUUGCCUAUUUUAUUUUUAGGGUCCCAAUUGGCAUUUAUAUUUGGUAUGCUGAAGUCUUAUCCAAUGUGCCAAAAUAAAUAUUAAUAAGUGAGUUACGUAAAUAAAAUAAGAGGAAAUCAUAAAAAUUAGCAUGGUUACUUGUAUAGCUUUACCUGAACAAUAUGUUCAAACUGAUAUGAAAGCUAAAAUUAAAUUUGUUUGCACUCAAUGUAGAAGCCCUUCCCAUUAUAUAAGAAAUAGAUCAGCAGGGACUUUAAGUGUCUUAGCAAGCAUAGGCUCUAUACGACAUUUAUUAGUAGGAAAUGGAGUCAUUGAUGAGCUUAUGAUGCUGCUUAAGGAUAAAAAUGAUAGCGUAAUCUGUCAAACUGCAAAAGCUAUCAUAAACCUCUCAACAAGACCAGAAAACAUUGAACUUUGGCUUAAAUUUGACUCAACUUAUGCAGUAGAUGCGGCAAAUCUGCAUGUCCCUGAGUUGACUAUAGAAAUUGCUCCUCUUAAAAAGAAUACAGGUCUUUAUGUCAUUUGGGGUAAAGAAUUUUCAACAGGAGACGCCAUUUCUUUUAGGGAUAUUCCAUUUGUGCCUGCUUGGUCAAUUUCUGUAUGGUUCAGGACGCCUUUAAGCAAAUCAAAAAGAAAAGUUAGCAUUCUUGUACAAGGGCAAACAGGUGCAGGUGCUAUGGUCGCCUAUCAUAAAGGCGCAAUAAAAAGUUUUGACCAAAAAACUGGGUAUUUUAUUACCUUAUGGGAUGGAAUUGACAGUCUAGAAAAAGGCUGGCACCAUAUGGCUGUUCUUAGGUCUGACAAUGGAAAAAUGGAAGUUUUAAUUGAUGGGAAAAAUCAGCCAGAAAAUAUAAAAAUCGUCAAUAUAAUGGAGCCAAUGAAGUAUUUCGGCAACAGCAAGGCAGGAAAUGAGCCUUUUGGAUGUAUUGCAGACUUAAGGAUUUAUACAAAAACUUUGGCAUACUCAGAAACAAAGGCACUAGCUAAAUAUAAUGAAAAUGUGAUAGAUGGGCUGCCUGAUAAUAUGAUAGAAUACGUCAAUAUUUGUGAUGGAGUCAGCCAUGUAAUCCAAGCAAUGGCCAAUGCAACUGAUAUCGUAAAGGUAGAGCUAUGUCAUGCCUUAGCCAAUUUAUCGACCAAAUCUAGCUGCCGCUCAAGCAUCUUAAGGAAUAAUGGCUUGCCAAUACUUAUAGAUUGCAUGAACACGAAAAAUGAAUUUUUACGAGUUCAAGCUGCAAGAUGUCUCGUUAAUUUAGCAUAA
Blepharisma stoltei is the source of this 3451-nucleotide messenger RNA. The record is from the annotation of a GenBank genome assembly. Lineage: Eukaryota; Ciliophora; Heterotrichea; Heterotrichida; Blepharismidae.